Messenger RNA from Stylophora pistillata, 1190 nucleotides. RefSeq lists its product as uncharacterized. The record is from RefSeq and is a predicted model, not a curated record. NCBI's taxonomy places the organism in Eukaryota, Metazoa, Cnidaria, Anthozoa, Scleractinia, Pocilloporidae.
UGAAAUUAAGGAUCCCUCGCCAAUCAUUUAAAAAGAAAAAGAAACUUUUGAGAGCCGCAUCCUCCACACCGUAGGAAAAUAGUAGACAUAAAGGCAUCCCUUUGAGGCUAUCAAUACAGCAAGAUAUUAAUGCAUUUUAAGAAUAUCGUUGGAAUUGCUAUAAUGCUGCAUGCAGCAGGGACAUUUUGCUCAAAUAAGCAACUGGGUUGUCCGAAACACUGGAAAAGAUUCGAGAAGUCGUGUUACUUAUCACCAAAGUCAUCCCUAGACUGGCGCGCUGCUCAGUUCAGCUGCAGUAAGUACAACGCUCACCUGGUUACAGUCUCAACCGCAAGAGAAAACUCUUUCCUGAUUCGAGAAUUCGUCACCACGCAACAACACAGUAGGCAUUUUUGGCUCGGCUUACAUAGAUCACCUUCCAGUCCCUCGAAGUGGGUUUGGGUCGACGCAUCCCCAGUGACAUUCAAGGACUGGUACUCGGGGCAGCCUGACAAUUAUCGCCAUGAAGAGUUUUGUGGGGAGAUGUAUGUUCUUCAAGUUCGUGACGGUGUGGUGAAAUGGAAUGACUUAAACUGCUCCCGGGCUUCAAGCUUCAUUUGUGAGAAAGAAAUUCUUGGUUUGCCUUCGUGUACAGAAGAUAACGGCGGCUGUCAACAUUUCUGUUUGUCAUCAGAUGAUCGCAUAGUUUGUAAGUGUAAAGAUGGAUUGAUCACUGAAAAUAAUGGAGCCGUAUGUUUAGAUCCUAGGAUGUAUUGGUCACAAGAAGCUCAACAAAAAGCCAGCAGCUCGUACAAUAUGGCUCUACUCGUCAUACAGUUGUUAUCACUUAUUCUUCUCCUUCCAAUGGCGCUGGUUCUGGUGUCGUUCUACAGAAGAGUUUCAAAGCAAAGAAGACGAGCAAAGGCACAACUUAAUGCCGCAGUGGUGAAUUCACCAAUGCCUCAAGAUGAAAGCUUCGGAAAUCAGAACACCCGGCUUACUAACGCAACGUAUGAAAACAGUUGCAUUAAUGAUAAUGUCUAGUUUGCUGAAAGAUAUAAGCACAUCUAAAUCUUAACUGAUCGAUCAGUAUGGUUAUUCAAACCUGUAAGUUACCCCAUAAGAUAUUAAGGAAAUAAUUGUUCUGUAUGGUGCGGUUGAAUUCUUUCGAGUUUUAAUCCACGAGGGAAAUAAAUUGGGAACAAACCUUG